This is a messenger RNA of Gossypium raimondii (Peruvian cotton), 2201 nucleotides long. Its product is annotated as protein MANNAN SYNTHESIS-RELATED 2. The coding region runs from base 573 to 1832 and encodes 419 amino acids. The record is from RefSeq and is a predicted model, not a curated record. Lineage: Eukaryota; Viridiplantae; Streptophyta; Magnoliopsida; Malvales; Malvaceae. The transcript has 7 exons.
GUAGGAAAACAGGCAUCGUUUUCACUUUCAGUGCAAAGUGUCGGUGGUGUAAGGGCCCGCAAAACGAUACUACUACUGCACCUAUUAUCAUUUCUUCAUUUCAUUUUCUCUCGUUGAUCUAAACUCGCUGUUUCAUCUUCUUGUUAAUCAUACCUCUUCUUUAGGUUUAAACUUAUUCUUGGACGACCCUGGUUUUUAUUUUUUGAGUUUUGAAUUUCCUUUUUUUGGGGGGCUUCGCUUUUAUUACAGAAUUUUGAAAGAGAAAAGAAGAAAUGGGGAUUGAUUUGAGGCAAGUAGUGGCCGGUAUUCUCACUCUCACCAUGUUUGUGAUGCUUGGUCAAAUGAUCAAAAGAGACCAUUUUGAUUCUCUUCAAUAGAAGAAGAAGAAGAAGAAGAAGAAGAAGAAGAAGAAAAUAUGGGCUAACUUGAAACUUCCUUUUAGUUUUUAAACAAUUAAAGCUAUUUUAUUUUCCAGGGGAAGUAUCUGGAAAACUAGACUGAACAAGGUAUAGAAAACAACCCAUUUAAAGUUAAAUUUGGUUUAGAAGAGUUAUUUCAGGAUUCAAGCAUAGAUGAGUGAAGGAUUCUGCUUCUUUCAGAUUUAUAAUUUCAGUCCUAGGCCUUAUUUCAACGUCUCAAGCCUUUAUGACCAACUAGAAGAAAUUGAUAAACUUCCUGGAGAAGCUCAGGAUGUUCAAGUUGGUAAUGCCAAUGUUAUUGAGAAGGAUGGCCUUGUAAAGCUUUCGAAGGGGAGCAAAGGGCCUUGGAUGAAGGACAGUCAAGAGCUAAAACCAUGUUGGAGCAGGACCACUUUUGAUGGGAUAGAGCAGUCAAGAGGGUAUGUUACUUUCUCAUUGACUAAUGGUCCAGAAUACCAUGUCUCUCAGAUGGCUGAUGCAGUAAUAGUAGCAAGGUACCUAGCGGCAGCACUUGUACUUCCGGAUAUUAGAGGAAGCAGACCUGGUGACGAAAGAAACUUUAAAGAUAUUUAUGAUGUUGAGAAGUUCAUGAAAAGCCUCGAUGGGGUUGUCAAAGUAGUGAAGCAACUACCCAAUGAAAUAUCAAUUCGGGAUCUUGCUGCUGUGAAGGUUCCCAAUAGGGUCACCGAAGAUCACAUUGUGGAAAAUGUACAACCAAUUUUUAAAUCAAAGGGAAACAUAAGGCUUGCUACCUACUUCCCUACUGUAAAUAUGAGAAAAACUACACAAAAGAGUAGUGUUGAUUCAGUCUCAUGUUUGGGAAUGUUUGGAACUUUAGAGUUGCAACCAGAAGUCAGUGAAGUUGUUGAUUCAAUGAUUGAACGGCUUAGAACUUUGAGUCGCAAAUCAGAUGGCCUGUUUAUAGCAGUGGACUUGAGGGUUGAUGUAUUGGAGAAUAAGAAUUGUCAUGGUAGUGGUACUAAUGUAGCAAAAAGUUGUUAUAAUGCACAGGAGAUUGCUUUGUUUUUGAGGAAGGUCGGAUUUAAUACCGAUACCACUAUAUACCUGACUCAAUCAAAGUGGGAUAACAGCCUUAGUGUCCUCAAGGAUAUCUUUCCUAAAACAUACACAAAGGAAAACAUUAUGCCAGAGGAGAAGAAGGGGAAGUUUCUUGAAUUUGAAGGUUCAGAACUGGAGAAGGUUAUAGAUUUCUACAUAUGUUCCAAGAGUGAUGUUUUUGUCCCAGCCUUAUCUGGUCUGUUUUAUGCCAAUGUAGCUGGAAAAAGAAUAGCUUUAGGGAAGCCUCAAAUCCUCGUUCCAGCCGAUAUACCGGGUACAUCUGCAACAGUCACGAACUACCUCUCUCCUUAUGUUGCCAAGAAGAACCAUUUGGCUUAUUCAUGCUUUUGCUAACCUUCUUUCAAGGAAAUCCUUCAUAAAUGGUUAUGGGGCCUUCCCAUUUACCUCAGUCAUUGAGUCCUUUUGGGUGACUGGAUGGACUGCUCAACUUUGGGGUUUAUACUUCAUCUGGGUGUGAAAGUUCUCUAGUAAAAAUUAUCUGUUUAAGAUGAUUUUUUUUCCUUUAAUAUGUUCAGUAGAGCAAAUAUGUUACGGGGUUCAAGUCGUCAUGUGAUGCAGAACUUCAUUUCUAUCAUUUCUUCAUUGUUUUAUGGAUGCACAUUGAUUCUAUAAAUUUUGCAAUUGUUAAUUAUAAAAAAAGAACAGAGUUAAUUUAAAACUUAUGUAAUUAUUUUUUAAAAGUAAAAAUUACUCUUAAUUUAA